This is a messenger RNA of Pochonia chlamydosporia 170, 1203 nucleotides long. RefSeq lists its product as hypothetical. Lineage: Eukaryota; Fungi; Ascomycota; Sordariomycetes; Hypocreales; Clavicipitaceae. The record is from RefSeq and is a predicted model, not a curated record. The transcript has a single exon. Bases 1 to 1203 code for a protein of 400 amino acids.
AUGCCGCCACAUCUUCAAAUAUUCUCACCCGGCCCAACGACAGCCGAGCUUGGGACUUUCGAUGUAUUCCCCGCGCUUCCACCUGAGCUGCGCAUAAAAAUAUGGCAUCAUGUGCUACGUCACCCUCGAUUGAUCAAAGUGCGCAUUCGUAACCGGCUAUUAAUGGACGGUCUUCUCGCUCGACAGGGAGAUUGGGGUCCAGGAAAGAUGCCAGAAAAAAGACCAAGCACCCAUGAGUGCGAAGACUACGGUAUAGUGAUUCAAGGCUACGGCACAAUUAGCAAAUUAUUCCGAGUUAGCAAAGAAUCUCGUGAUGCAGCACUAUCGUUCUAUCGAGUGCACAUUCCCUGCUGGAUGGUCAAGGGCAAGACAAAAAGCGAGGACAUGAAACCCAGCUUCUUCUACUUCAACCCUGAAUUUGAUCAUCUCUUCCUAAGCACAGACACAGGCCAAGUGCCUGAUUUUCUUCACGACCUAAAGACUCUUCAUGAUCCUCUACAGAUAGGGCUUUUGAAUCUUGCCGUCGACUCAAACAUGUUGAGCGGCCCCGGUGGCAUCUGCAACAUCGACCUCUCGUCUCUGCCGCAGCCACACCUUGAAAGUUACACCGAGACGUUGGCGCAGCUCCGCGAGGUACUUUUCGUCCAACUUCAACGGGUUGGUCGUUAUGUCAUUGGCUAUUACACUGGGGAGCCAGCGUCGCAAAAUCAGAUUAACUCCUCUCUGCCUGUUACUACAAUGUCACCUAGCUUUGACCGUAUAUCCCCAGACCCUCGACAAGUAGAAGAAGACUUGGCAAAAACCUUCCUGCACGGUGAUCCACGAGAGAUGAUUUGCACCUGGGGCCGCUACUUCUAUAACGCUUUCGGUGGCCGAGUAAUUCCCAGCACUGAUUACAGGGUCUUACUCGGUUUUGAGCCUCUAGCCUUCGACAUAUACACCCUCGAAGACGGGAAAGAUAGUUUGCAGCAACAAAGGGAGCGCUGGUUAAGUGAGCUCACCAUAUACGGUCCUGCUGAAAAGUCAGCUAGCGAGGCGUUAAUAGAGUCAACACCAUCUGCAUUUGGAUUUUGGCUGUUUGAUGUCCACGCAUUUGGUGCACUCCCUGAACACCCUAAUCAUGAAUUGGAAAGGAGAAGGCCGGGCAGGUGGGACUUAAGCCAGCACCGGCCGGAACUUUGCUUGCAGUAUUUCCAAUUAUAA